GGCUCGCAUUGGCACUCGCUGUCGACCUCUGACCGCCUCGCCCUGCGGCAGCGGGAUUGGCCUACAGUUGGAGGUGGCGGCGGAGUGAAGGGCAGAAUCUUUUGGACCGAGAAUUGCGUGCUCGCCAGCAAUAUGCGCCAUGCCCGAACGAGGCUCUGGAGAACACAGUACAAAAGGAUAAGACCGCCUUUGGCACGCCGAGCAUUCCAGUCUCCCUCCUAGACAUCACCCUCACCCGCCCAUCAGCCUUCGCAGUGUGCGACCAUCUCCAUCAACUGCACCCCAAGACCAAAUCCAGUGCAAUCUCCAAUCCAUUUCGGCGACCAGAGCCAUGGCUGAUCAGAAUCAACCACACCUCCGCCUGGGUAGCAUUGCGCCCAAUUUCAAGGCCGAGACGACCAAGGGGCCUAUUGACUUCCAUGAGUUCAUUGGCGACAACUGGGUCGUCCUCUUCUCGCACCCGGAGGACUACACACCCGUCUGCACCACCGAGCUCGGUGCUUUCGCAAAGCUCGAGCCCGAGUUCACCAAGCGCGGCGUGAAGCUCAUUGGUCUCUCGGCCAACACCAUCGACAGCCAUGAGGGCUGGAUCAAGGACAUCAAUGAAGUGUCGGGCGCCCACUUGAACUUCCCAAUCAUUGGCGACAAGGAGAGGAAGGUGGCAUACGCAUACGACAUGCUCGACUACCAGGACACUACCAAUGUCGACUCCAAGGGCAUCGCCUUCACCAUCCGCUCCGUCUUCAUCAUCGACCCCAAGAAGACGAUCCGCCUCAUCAUGUCCUACCCCGCGUCGACGGGCCGCAACUCGGCGGAGGUGCUCCGCGUCGUCGACUCGCUCCAGACGGGCGACAAGCACAAGGUCACGACUCCCAUCAACUGGGUGCCCGGCGACGACGUCAUUGUCCACCCCACCAUCAACAACGAGAAGGCCAAGGAGCUCUUCCCCGACUUCAAGAUCGUCAAGCCGUAUCUGCGCUUCACGCCUCUGCCGAAGGAGAAGACUAGCGCGGCAUAAGGAGAUGGGCGGUACGGCGGCUGCAGCCGUGCAGCGGAAUCGACGGCAUUGCGUGCGAGUUCAGGCGUUGUUUGGG
Trematosphaeria pertusa is the source of this 1094-nucleotide messenger RNA. RefSeq names its product thioredoxin-like protein. Gene Ontology annotation, cellular component: cytosol; mitochondrion. Gene Ontology annotation, molecular function: peroxiredoxin activity. NCBI's taxonomy places the organism in Eukaryota, Fungi, Ascomycota, Dothideomycetes, Pleosporales, Trematosphaeriaceae. The transcript has 4 exons. Gene Ontology annotation, biological process: cellular response to oxidative stress; cellular oxidant detoxification; cell redox homeostasis. The record is from RefSeq and is a predicted model, not a curated record. Bases 332 to 1018 code for a protein of 228 amino acids.